CUCUUUAUCUCGUUUCUUUCUUUCUUUCUUCUCUUGACUUACGCAACUAGCAGGUCACAAAAGAUCUCGAUCUGCAACAACCAUGUCUUCUAGAAAGUUCGAUAACCCUCACUCCGGCGACGGUGCUAGUCCCGGGAAAAUCUUCAUCGGAGGGUUAGCCAAAGACACAACCUCGGAUACGUUCGUGAAGUAUUUUGAGAAGUACGGAGAGAUAACUGACUCGGUUAUCAUGAAGGAUCGACAUACGGGUCGGGCCAGAGGAUUCGGGUUUAUAACCUACGCGGAUCCUUCUGUUGUUGACCAAGUCAUUCAAGAGAACCAUGUCAUCAAUGGCAAGCAGGUUGAGAUAAAGAGGACUAUUCCAAAGGGUUCAUCACAAGCUAAUGACUUCAAAACAAAGAAGAUUUUUGUUGGUGGUAUUCCAACUUCAGUAUCUGAAGAUGAGUUGAAGAACUUCUUCUCCAAGUAUGGUAAGGUUGUGGAACAUGAGAUUAUACGUGACCACACUACGAAACGUUCCCGGGGCUUUGGGUUUAUAGUUUUUGACAAUGAAAAGGUUGUUGAUAAUUUAUUGACAGAUGGGAACAUGAUUGAUAUGGAUGGUACUCAGGUUGAGAUCAAGAAGGCCGAACCAAAGAAAUCCUCAAACCCAGGUUCUCUUCCUCCAUUUGCUAGUGACUCUAGGCCACGUUCUUACAAUGAUGGUUUUGGUGGAUUUGGCGAUUCUUAUGGAAGUUUUGCGGGUAGCGGUUAUGGUCCUGGUUCUUAUAGGUCACUUGGAGGUUUUGGCGGUAGGCUCGGUGAUUAUGGUGGGUAUGGAGGUGGAGAUGACUUCGGUGGUAGUUUUGGGGGUUAUGGUGGCAGCGCUGGUGGCUAUGCAGGUUAUCGAGGAGAAUCAUCAUUUGGUUACUCUAGUCGCUAUGGAUCCUACAUGGGGGGCCUUGGUGGUGGAUAUGGUGCUGGUGGGUUAGGCGCAUAUGGACGAGGUGGUGGGGGCUAUGGCAGUUAUGGUGGUCCAGGCACUGGUGGGGGCUAUGAAUCAGGCCCUGGUGCUGGUUAUGGUGGGGCAGGAGGACUGUAUCCUAGUAGGGGAAGUUAUGGUGGCAGUAGUCGAUACCAUCCUUACGCAAGAUAGAUUUAUUACUAAGCUUUGCAGUAGAAGUUGCAUGCAGGUUUAAGCAUUUUCUAGACACAAUACUGCAGGUGGCCACUUUCUAGAAGUCAGAUGAAUCACUAGCAUGUCUGUUUUAUUCAAUUGGUUAGACAACCGAAGGUAGAACAUCAUCAGUAUAGAGCUUCCUGAACAUCAUCAAUCUAGAGCUUUCUGAACAUCAUCAAUCUAGAGCUUUCUGAACAUCAUCAAUCUAGAGCUUCCUGUACAACAUCAAUAUAGAGCUUCCCGUCAGUUAUCAGCCUAUAUGAUUAUAGUUAGGCACGUUAUGCUUUUAUUUGAUAUUCAGAUGUUUUCAAGUUAGACUAUCUCGAUUCUGGAUAUGAAAUUUAGUUAGAGUCGCGGUGGAGUUGUGUGAAUGUGUACUAUUGUAGGUUAUACUUAUUAGAAUCUUGUUUGAAAGAGUUGUUCUUGAUCUUUCCAUUAGUUAUUCUUGGUAAGCUUAUGUUGAUGUUGACAUAACCUUUUCAGGUUAUACUACACUUGCUAUGAUUUAGUUUAUGUUAAGUUAGAUCAUAUCCAUGUGGUGGUUCUCACUUAGUUUAAACAGUUUUAUGAAGUCACUUGUCUUCCCUAAAGGGUUGUUUUGAUGGCAUCCCUUAUUAUCAAUCAUAAAUUGGAACAUAGAAAAGGUUGGACUAUUGAUCUGAACCUUAUACUGAGAUACAUAUUCUUAGAUUUUAUAAGACUCUAGCGAUGGAUAAUAGAUAUUUUCAAUGUGUAGGGGUUUCAGGGGUAGUUAAAAUGAGAAACUACAUGGUGCCAAAUGGGCAUUAUGUCCUUUGAUAGUGUACAUUUGUUGCACAUAGUAUCUAUUGAGCUAUGUUUCAUGAAAUUAUUUUUAGGUGCGUACCGCUAAGUAUCUCCAAAAUUUAAGGCAUACGAACAGGUGUGAUUAUGGAUGAUGCGAAUAGUCAUUAUGUCAUCUUUACAUUUUUCAUUUUCUUAUGGUAUCUUCAACCCUAAAACAUGCCCCCUUUGGCUUUGUCGAUUACCUGGAAUUUGGUCAGCGUUAGUGAUGACUUCUGAUACCUUGCCCUGGUUCCUUAAAUUCCCUAAAAGCUACGCUGAUAGCUGAAAAUAAAUUUGUUGAUUGUUAAAUGAAUUGUGGAGAUGGAGGCUCCUGCUACGGCGUGCUACGCGUGGAAGAUGUUGUAUUGGAUGCAAGAAUUUAUGACUUGAUUUUUGUUGGGUGGUUUGGAAUAUUUUGCCCUUUUUUUUACUGUUUAAAUUUCUGUAUUUUAAGUGCUUGUAUGUGUGGCUCUUUGGUUUAGUAACUUAUCUGCUACUGUUGAAAAUUGAGAAACUCGGUUGUAAUGUUCUAAUAUUGGUAUAUAAAAAUAGUGGGAAUUCAAUUAAUUGUAGCAAUGUUAAAGUAUAAUGAUGUACAACAUUUUGCAUUUGUUUUUUAAUUUUGGAAAUGUGGGCUGGUGACUUGCGGAAAGUUUGAUUAGGCAAUUUGCGUUAUUGGGCUACACGCAAGAAUAAGUGAUAGAUGUAGGAUAUAAUUUUAAUCUUACAUUUAUUAGUAGAUACCCUUACCAAAUUAGUUUUUGAAGAUAAUUGUUGAAUUUUUUAUUUUAAUAUUUUACAAGUAUGUUUUUGUUGAUGAUUUCAAUUUUCAAUGCU
Gastrolobium bilobum is the source of this 2800-nucleotide messenger RNA. RefSeq lists its product as uncharacterized. Gene Ontology annotation, cellular component: nucleoplasm. Bases 83 to 1135 code for a protein of 350 amino acids. Gene Ontology annotation, biological process: regulation of gene expression. The record is from RefSeq and is a predicted model, not a curated record. The transcript has 6 exons. Gene Ontology annotation, molecular function: RNA binding. NCBI's taxonomy places the organism in Eukaryota, Viridiplantae, Streptophyta, Magnoliopsida, Fabales, Fabaceae.